This is a messenger RNA of Lycium barbarum (goji berry), 2436 nucleotides long. RefSeq lists its product as uncharacterized. The record is from RefSeq and is a predicted model, not a curated record. The coding region runs from base 1 to 1905 and encodes 634 amino acids. Lineage: Eukaryota; Viridiplantae; Streptophyta; Magnoliopsida; Solanales; Solanaceae. The transcript has a single exon.
AUGAGCAGCAACUUUGGCUUCUCUCCAUUGCCUGAAGAAGAGCAUGCUUCAUUAGAUGAUUGUUUGAAGUUACUCAGAGGAGAAAGGGACGAACAACGACUAGCGGGACUACUACUAGUAACAAAGUUGUGCAAUAAAGAUGAUCACAUCGCCAUCCGCAAGGUUUACGAUGCCAUUGGACCUCAAUUCCUCCACAGGCUUCUUCAAACUGGAACCAGAAAAGAAAGUGAUGAUAGUCGUGACACCUAUUUGCAGGUGUCAAUCACAGUUCUAGCAGCAUUAUGUAGAGUUCCCGAGAUUGCAAGUUCUAAAGAUAUGGUAAGUAAGAUUCCUCUCAUUGUUGAGACAAUAUCAAGAGAAGCAUCAGGAUCACCUAUCAUUCAAGAAUGCUAUGAAUUCUUGUUUUUUGUCUCAACUGCCAAUCAAGAAGGGGUUAAAACCUUGUAUAAAACUGGCGGCUUGAACGUACUAGCUUCCCAAAUAAUGAAUGGCUCUAUGAUUGAACACGCUAUGAGACUAGUGCAGAUAAUUGUUACUAAGCUAGAAGUUUAUUCCGAGCAUUCAACUGAACUGGUAAUGGUGGUGGCUGCAUUGGCAAAACAGUUUGCUUUGCUGCAUAAUGCACUCAAGUUUGAAGCGCUUUCUCUCCUAUUCGCUAUCCUGUCCUAUGGAUAUAAUUGUGCACCUGUAUAUGAUGCUCUUCGCUUAAUGGGAAACGGCGUUUGGUCAACGAACAUAAGGAUUGGUAUUAUGGCUAUAUUGCAAAAUCGAGUUGCGCCUUCACAUAAGCUUCAAGCUCUUGUUCUGGCUGACUGUGUCAUGGGAAUCAUUGGUGAAAGGUGGCUUAUUGGGGAGAUGAACAUAACUGAUUCUCAGGAUUCCUUGUGUUUACUGCUUGUUUUGGAGUCAUCAAGGGUCGAAAUUGCUGUUCUUCUAAAUGACCUGGCAUACUUAAAAUAUGAAGCCUCUGACACGUCGUCCUCAAACAGAGAAAACAUUCUUGUGAAGCAGAGGAAUCUUGCUGUAGCCUUCUCUUUGGUUGAAAAGAUAAUUAAACUUAUCUCUAGCUUUGGUGAAGAAGAGUACUCAACUGCCAAUGAUGUUAUCAGUGGGAGCACCUUCACAAAAGUUAUUUCUGGGCUCAAUGAGACAAUUGGUGUUGUUUUGGACUAUCUACAAGAUACUAAGGAGCAUAGACAGAUGAAAGGGGAUGAUCUUCUAGGGGCAGUACGAGUAAUAGGAAGCUAUCUUGCUCAAGCACCAGAUGCAUGUAAAGAUAAGGUCACACAACUCCUAGGUUAUAUGCUUUCAAUUGAAGGGGAAGAUGAAUUGAGUCCUUUUUAUUCCAUCUGUUUUUUGCUUCCUGUGCUGUCUCAAAUAACUCUCAAGACCGGAGGAUGUACAAUUUUAGCUUCCUCAGGUGCAUAUGGAGAAGUUGUUGGUUGCCUCAUUGCUUUGAUUGACCAAAACAAUUAUGGUUCUAUAUUCUUGGCUUGCGAUACAAUUUUGAAUCUUCUUCUAAAGCGGGAGCAAAUUAAAUUUCCCUCAGAUGAUCCCAUUUUUAUCAGACUUUUAGUAGCAUUGUCACAUUGGGCAGAGGGUACAGAUGAUGCAUCUAUUAUCAUGAUGGCAUCAAGCAUCUGUUCACUUAUACUUGAUUUGACAUCAGAGGAAGCUCUUCCAACUCAUCCAGACUUCAGUAGUGGCACUACUGUUACUCUGUCAAAGCUCAUUGCACGAAGCUUUGCGAUGUGUGGUCAGGACUUGAUGUCAGAUGAUGCUAAAGCUGAAGUAGAUCUUUUUCAGAUAAUUGCCUCAGCAUAUUCCUCAUGGGUUGAUCGGUUUCCUCGUAUUAGACAAGCUGUCGAGAGCUCAGGGCCUUUUCCAUUUCGACAUGUUUCAUAGGACUCUUGUUCACUUGAUGAACUACUUAAUCAACAAGCUGAAUGACCCAACAAUUCAGCAGUACUUUUUGGAUGAGAAUUUAGCACAGUAUGGAUUAAAGUCAACAGAAACUAGUAGAUACACAUUGCACGGUUUUUAUCAACCACCAACAAGGGUAAUGGAUAAAGAACACUAUCCAUGCGCAAGGUUACAAGGCAGCAGAUAACAUCUUCUUGUAAUAUCCAAGAUAGAAAUUUUACGUUUUGUAAUGCUACUAGUACUAGUACUUAUUAUUUUGCAGAUGCUCGAAUCUUGUAACCGUUAAAAUGCUAUAAUAUUAAGUUAUUGCAGGCCAAAAAAAAAUGAACUUGUAGUUGCAUUUACAAAACCAAAAGCCGCAAGUACAACUCAGUAUAGCAUAAUGAGAUAACGGACCCCAAUCAUUUCCUCCAAUGUGGAAAGUUUUUUUUUUUUUUUUUAUACUAAUACCCUAUCUCUGCAAAAUUUAUAUCCUCAUUUAGUACCUUGUAGACUUAUGAUUAUUCUGCAAGA